Verticillium alfalfae VaMs.102 is the source of this 384-nucleotide messenger RNA. Its product is annotated as histone chaperone asf1. The transcript has 2 exons. NCBI's taxonomy places the organism in Eukaryota, Fungi, Ascomycota, Sordariomycetes, Glomerellales, Plectosphaerellaceae. Gene Ontology annotation, cellular component: nucleus. The record is from RefSeq and is a predicted model, not a curated record. Gene Ontology annotation, molecular function: histone binding. Bases 1 to 384 code for a protein of 127 amino acids. Gene Ontology annotation, biological process: DNA replication-dependent chromatin assembly.
AUGUAUCUCGAGUGGAAGCUCACCUACGUCGGUUCCGCCACAAGUGACCAGUACGACCAGGAACUCGAUGACCUUCUUGUUGGUCCUAUCCCUGUGGGCGUCAACAAGUUCAUAUUCGAGGCUGGCGCUCCCGACACCACGCGCAUCCCUGACGCCGAUAUCCUCGGUGUCACUGUGAUUCUCUUGACCUGCGCCUACGAUGGUCGCGAAUUCAUUCGCGUCGGUUACUAUGUCAACAAUGAGUACGACUCGGAGGAGCUCAACGCCGAGCCUCCCUCCAAGCCCAUCAUCGAACGCGUUCGCCGCAACAUUCUGUCCGAGAAGCCCCGUGUGACUCGCUUCGCCAUCAAGUGGUCGUGGCCUUGCUGUCGGUCAUGUGUGUAG